Messenger RNA from Mercenaria mercenaria, 3533 nucleotides. Its product is annotated as deleted in malignant brain tumors 1 protein-like. Gene Ontology annotation, cellular component: membrane. The record is from RefSeq and is a predicted model, not a curated record. Bases 33 to 3533 code for a protein of 1166 amino acids. The transcript has 23 exons. Lineage: Eukaryota; Metazoa; Mollusca; Bivalvia; Venerida; Veneridae.
AGAAUCAAAUUAGCACAUUUUUAAGAUGGAAAAUGGGGAAGGCAGUCAUUGUUUUUAUACUUGGGGCAUUUUUCUCAAGAUAUGUGAUAACAACAACUGUACGUCUAAUUGGAGGUCAUCAUAGCUGGGAAGGAACAGUUGAAAUCUAUUACAGUGCCCCCUACUAUUCAUAUGGUACUUUAUGCGAUUAUAACUUCAACCACAAUGCCGCAAAGGUUAUUUGCAGAAUGCUGGGUUAUGAAUAUGAAAAUGCACUCGCCGUCCCGGGGUCAUAUUUUGGUCGAAGAAGUGGAAACAUAUGGGCAGAAAGAUUUUACUGUAACGGCAAUGAAGCAGACAUAACAUAUUGCAGUUCCUUUCAUUGGAAUUAUCAUUACUAUUCUCAGUGCACACAUGCUCGGGAUGCUGGCGUCAUAUGCAAUAAUAUAUACCAUCGCCUUAUUGGCGGAAGUGGGAACUUCGAGGGUGUUGUAGAUUUGAACCAUAAUGGAAACUGGGGCACAUUUUGUGGAAGACGAAGCUUUACGGACAAAGAUGCGAAAGUUGUUUGUAAAAUGUCAGGAUUUUCAUCUGGCGUUGCUGUUAAAGGAUCUGUCUAUGGACAUUUAAACUACGGAACAAUUUGGUCGGGUAAUUUAGGUUGUAACGGGAAUGAAACUGACGUAAGAUACUGUAGUGGAUAUUCUACAGCUUUCCGAAGUACAACUGCAUGUAAUCACAGCGAGAAUGUCGGAGUAAUAUGUGAGCACACAUCCAUCAGGCUUGUUGGUGGGUCUGUUCCAUCCGAAGGACGGGUAGAAAUUCUGCAUAACAAUGUUUGGGGGUCAGUUUGCGGAAAACACUUCACGAGUAAGGAUGCAGAUGUGAUUUGCCACAUGGCAGGCUAUAACAGCAGCGCAUUGACAAUACAAAGAAAUGUGACAGGGGGGACUGGACCUGUUUGGCUGGAGUCUCUCAACUGCACGGGUAAAGAAGCAGAUAUUCAGUUUUGUCAUCAUGGAAGUUGGGAUAAUCAUACUUGUGACCAUACUAACGAUAUUUCUGUCAAAUGCAAAGCUACGGAGAUUCGCCUUUAUGGUGGUUCGGGAAGUUGGGAUGGAUCAUUACAGAUUAAAAUGGAAGGAUCGUGGAAAACUGUCUGCGAUCGAAACUUUGCACAGAGCGAAGCACGAGUUGUUUGUAAUAUGCUGGGAUAUAAUGCAACAGAUGUCAAGCCUUACAUUUACAAGUCAAACUACUUUGGAGACAACACGAGUGGGGUUAUAGACAGUAUCAAAUGCAAGGGGAACGAAAGCGACAUCAGCCAGUGCGUGUCCUCUUUCCAAUCAUCCUGUUCAUCCACAUAUGCCAUUGGAUUAAAAUGUGUGGGUGUGGAGGUCCGUCUUGCUGAUGGUCCGCACGAAGGUGAAGGCCGCUUAGAAGUACUACAUAACGGACAAUGGGGUACAGUGUGUGACUCUGACUGGGACGAUAACGAUGCGACUGUUGUGUGCAAAAUGCUUUCGUCAUAUCCAUUUGAGAGCAAUGUAAAGGGGAAAGCUGUAUCUGGAUCUUACUUCGGAAGAGGGACUGGACACGUCUGGCUAUCAGAUGUGAACUGUCAAGGACAUGAACCGGACAUUACUAACUGUUCUUUAGCCUGGUCAAUGGGAGUUAACUGUGACCAUUCGAAUGAUGCUGGAGUUGUCUGCAGUUACCCGUACCAGAAACGUCUGUCCAAUGGACGAUCACAAUCUCAAGGCCGUGUGGAAUUCCUCCAGUCUGGAACAUGGUAUUCGUAUUGCGAUGACGGCUGGAAUAUCAGUGAUGCUAAAGUCAUAUGUAGAGAGAUUGGAUAUUGGAGUACGAACCCAGCUGUCAGCUAUAAUUCUACAUAUGGAAAUGGCAGAUCUAACUAUGUAGUUCGGCCCCAAUGUAAUGGUAGUGAGGGAAGUUUUGAGAUGUGUAGAAUGGAUAAGUUGUUUAAAAGUUCCACCUGCUCAGCUUCAAACAGUGUGGGUGUGGAAUGCCAGCCGGUAGCUGCCACAACAACAAAUGUUCGUAUUGUUGAUGGUCCAGGACCAUGGUAUGGUAGACUUGAAAUUAAGUCCAACAGUGUUUGGGGAAGUGUGUGUCAUGAUUCCUGGGAUGUCACUAAUGCACUCAGAGCAUGUGAAUCGAUGGGUUACAAAUACUUGAGUUCAGACGUAUCAAGUUUUGAGAUAGAACGCGGUCUAUCGCCCAUGCACAGUAAGUCGGUGACAUGUAACCCAUCCGAUUUAAACAUUGGACUCUGCAAGCUAGACUUCAAUAUCAGUGACUGUGCAAACCGAAAUUCAAAGGCUGUGGGACUUGACUGUUCAGGUGGUAUCAAUGUGACACUGUCAAACACAUACACUGGUGAGGUAAUUUUUCAUACAAUGGAGAAUGGUACGAUGAAGCAAUGGUCGGUGUGUUACAACGCGGUAGAUAGCAAUGCUGCAAAAGCAAUUUGCUCAAUGAUUGGAUAUCAGAAUACAUCUCCAAAUAGGUCUGCAGUAUCUUCCAGCAAUCCUGUAUUGUUUACGAAUUUAUCUUGUGCGGGUUGGGAGUCACAUGUGAUGCAAUGUGACACGUUGCGUACUGGACCGUCGUGUGGACAAAAAGCUGCUGUGAAUUGCUUCGGUUGUGUAAGGACUUUCAAUACAGCCACUGGUAGUGUUCAGUCACGUGGUUAUCCGAACUAUCCGUCGAAUACAGACUGUCUUAUAGUCAUCAACAAACAAUCUGAUACACCACUGAAGCUGGAUUUUCACGACCUAGAUCUUGCCGGUGACGGCGAUUUUGUUGAGAUAAAGAAUGGCAGAGGAAAGCAAUUGGGAUAUUUUACCACGAAUGUUGAUGUUCCAUACUUGGUUUCCAAAGACGGAUUUUAUAUACGACUGAAUUCAAACAAUGCCGAUAAUGGGAGAGGAUUUAAUAUGUCCUGGAGUCCACUGGUAAUAACUGACGCCGUUCACAUGGGAUGUGCGUCCAAGGGUUGGAACGUCUCAGUAAAUGCGACCAUCCUCCGCCACCUAUACCCUGACACAGGGGUGUCACAGAUCAAACUCGCUGAACAGUUCUGUACCGGAGAGGUUUUUGGUGAUCUUGUCGUGUUCCAGCAAAGCUAUACCAAAUGUUCUACAACAUCUAAGACAAGCAAUGAAACAUUGGAGUAUAACAACAAGCUAGUGUAUCCAGAGUCGAGGACCCCGUUUCCUAUCAUAGUUCGUGGAUAUCGAUGGAAGUGGAAAUCCCUUGAAACCCGUCGACGAGAGGCACGUCUGUGUAUGCUAUAUAAGAUACAUCAUGAUAUAGUAGCAAUUGAUAAAACUGAUACACUUGUGAUAUUCGCGAAUAAACAUCAAUCCAGAACCGGACAUUUUUAUCAAGUUCCAUCGUGUAGGUGUGACUACAGGAAGGAGUCGUUUCUUCCAAGAACAGUACGUGAUUGGAACACAUUACCUCCAGACAUUGUGUCGGUAGGGUCACUUGAGGCUUUCAAGUCUCAGGUGGCACAACUCUUUAUCUAG